UGUUUUAAUACGCCAUAAAACAUACACGCAUUAAAGCAAAUAACGUUAUUCUUAUGUACUUCACGGGCUUCCGUAGAAUUUCGCCCCUGUAGGGCUGCGGUUGAGCUGUGUGUUUUGAGGAACACCGGUGAGGAAGUGUGUGUGUUUGUGUAAGCGUGUAUGUGUGCGUGAACCAUGGAGCAGAUUAAUAAUAUCGAGGUGGUCCCGUGCACCAGCACGAAUUAUCUGAAACCGUUCACGGUGCAUUAUAGCCAGAAUGGAACAAAGAAAUCAUGGGAUUUUAUGCGAACUCAUGACAGUGUCUCUGUGCUGAUCUUCAAUACCACCUCUCAUUGCUUCAUCCUGGUCAAGCAGUUCCGCCCAGCUGUGUACAUGUGUGAGUGGGAGAGAAUGAAACCAGCACACACUAUGCCAGAAGGAGAGCAGGGGGGUGCAGACCAUGCCGUAGCUGCCCCAAAGGAAGAGCAGGAGGGAAGCGAGGAGCCCAGCCAUCCUCAGCAGCCCCCAGCUUCAGCAGGGGUGACGUAUGAGCUCUGUGCUGGCAUCGUAGACAAGCCACAUCUCUCCCUGGAGGAGAUUGCCUGCCAGGAAGUGCUGGAGGAAUGUGGUUAUGAAGUUCCUGUCUCCAAGCUAAGGAGGAUCACAUCAUAUAGGUCAGGUGUAGGAGUUACGGGAGCCAAGCAGACCAUGUUCUAUGCCGAAGUGUCGGACGAGAACCGGGUUGGUGAGGGUGGUGGACAACCUCAAGAAGGCGAGCUGAUUGAAGUGAUCAAAGUUCCCCUGCACGAGGCCAUGACUUUUGCGUACGACGAGAGAAUCCCGAAAACCAUGGGCGUCAUUUUCAGCUUCAUGUGGUUUCAUAGCAACAUGGCACCUAAGUAUAAGAUCUCCACCAAUGUGUAACGAAUGACAGCUACACUUUCUUCCAACCUUCUGAAUCACCCUGUAUGUAACUUCGUAUUACUUUGUGUUCCAGUUGAAUUGAAUACUGUAUUUGUAUUUGCAUUUCUCAUGUCCUACUCUAAUUUUUGUCCUCUAUCUUUCUUUGCCUCAAACUAAUAUUAGACAUAAUUUCUUCUUGGAAAUAAAUAAGUUACAGAACACAAUAAUAGCAAUUGUAAUUUUGUUUCAUUAAAUUAUAUGCUUUAAAUUAGUCUGUUAUUUUUAUUAAUUUAUGAAUUUUUUAUAUGUUCUAAUUGCUCUUUAAAAAUCUUAUCAUGAGUGGUAAAACAAAUACAAGUUUAAAAAUGAGGUUAGAAGAGGAACUUGUUCAUUUCACCAAGGGGGUUUGGGGAGAAGAAACAGAUGUGUGUUACUUGAUUUAUGCGCUAUAAAGCAUAGCUAACAGGCAGCUACCAACUUUGUCUCUUAAUUGUGCAAAGACUAGCCAAGCAUUUGCAGACACCUCAGGUCUAACACAAAUUAUGAUGUAUUCAGGGUUAGACACAAUGCUCCUCUAUCAAUCCUCAUCAUCAAACUGGGAUGUCUUUAAAGAGACCUCAUUUUUAAAUUGGAAAAUAAUAGUUUGUUUCCCUAUUUGGGGUCUGCUCAUGUUAAUAAAAGCACAAAAACAUCAGUGUACAUAAUUUAAAUAAUCCCAUGUUUUUUGUAAUCCCAUUUUCAUCAUUUUUUCAACUACUGUAAUGCUGACAUGGCAUGAGGUUUCCUGUUUCUUAAUAGCCUUUUAGAAGCCAUUUGAUUAUAAGAAUCACUAUUGGUAAUUCAGUGUUCAAUGUUUGAACAGUAAAUUUGUAAGAUGUAAGACUUGUAAGUUUCCUAAGCUUAAAUAAAUUGCAAAAUGUCAAAAACAAAUUACUAUUGGAACUCCUUAAUAAAUGUAAUAUAGACAGAUAUAUAGACAGAGUAAUUAAGGUUGAUUAGCACUGAUAUUAUGAUCUCUAUGUUCUUUUUCCCCUAAAAUUAGAAAGCUACUAUGGUAUUAUUAUUCUUAUAUGCAGGAGACGAGUGGGCAAACCCAGGAAAUACCAUAUCCAACAUAUAGUAUAAAUUAAAACUAGUAUUAAACGUAAAAAUAAAACAUUUUGUGCAGAGGAGACACUUUAUUAUGACAUCAUAAAUGUCUCUUCAAUCAAGAAAACUAACAUUGUGACUGUCACUUUCUUUCUGCUUUAAGUCCAAGUAGUGUUUAUUGUAUUUUGCACAUGCCGCAUCUGAGGUUUAACCUGAUCUUGUUGAGUUUUGUUUUUUUGGGUAAUAUUUAUACUAUGCUAUGCCUAUUUGGUACAUUUUCCGGGAUAAAGGUCAUAAGCCAUUCAAUACUGCAAUGAUCUAUUUGACUGUUCUCAGCUAUUCUAGAUUUUCAGUUAGAGAACGUAAUAACUACUUCAAUUACUGGAUGGGUGUGAAUUAUUUGCUUUGUAUCUAGACAGUCAGUGUUUUGUUGUUUAUGUGGAAGCAAAUACAAGUAAGCCAUUUGAACAUGUGAAGUGUGACACUAAUUAUAAAGUACAUUCCUUUAUUUAAAGCUAUGCGAUGUAAGAUUUUGUCAGGGUUUUGUAUUUUUAAAAAGCUGACUUUUACUUCAAUAACUUUACUUUUUGACUAAAUUUGUUUUUGCAUUUAAAAACUAUUUCAAUGUACACAAUGAAAACAUCAAAUCACAAGGGUGAGUCAAAAAUGAUCUGCAUUUCUUCCCUGCAAAGUUUAUUGAAAUCUUUUUAAAAAAGACAAAUAAUUUUUCUAAAUAAUCUCCUUGCAUUUUGUCCAUAAGUGUUUGUAUUCCCUCAUUAAAGAAAUAGUUUAGGCUGAGUGGUGAGCCACAAAUGCGUCAGAAGUGAAUCCUCAUAGUGCUGCUUUGACGGCAACAAACAGGUGAAAUUCUGAAGGAGCAAGAGUGGGACUAUAGGGAGGAUGCUUUAACAGCUUUAAACAAAGUUUUUGCACAGUGUCGACACUAUGGGCAGAAGUGUGUGAAUGUGCAUUGAAGUUUUGGCUUCAGCUAUUCAAUAAGCAUGUCACUGUAAUGAGCACUGUUGACUGCUGAAUCUUUUUUUUUCUUUGAUAAUGUUUCAAUACCGCUCCCUGAGAAUACCAGAAAACUUGUAAGCUUCAAUUUACCAGCUGAUGGAUGACUUUUGAAUUUUGUCGGUGAUUGGUGGAUGUUUCUGUCCCAUACUCUGCCGUUUACUCUCAGACUUGUAGUGAUCGUCUUGUAGUCUCGUCACCCGUAAAUGAUUCUCUUUAAGAAACUUUUCCCUUCCAUAGAGUAUCAGUCCGAAUCUUGUUUGCAGAUAUCCAAGAACUGAUGUUCCUCCGUAAGUUAAGCAUCCAUUGCAUAUAUUUUUGCUUGCAAAAUGAACUGAUGCAACACAUUCAUGUCUGCACAGCAAGCUUGAACAGAAAGCACUGAUAAGACAGUGUGUCCCAGAGGCGUUUUAAUACAGUAUAACUGGAGUGUGGAUAAUGUUUGACUCACCUUCAUGCAUUGAUGUCUAGUAUAUCUUUUAAUGAAGCUUCAGGAUGGUACUGUUUAUGACUGUAUUAACGCUGAUCAUUUUAGCAUUAUUACCUGAAUAUUAUAUGCUACAGAAACACUGAAUGCAUGUGGAUGAAAAGCUCAAGUUGUGUGCUGGAAAGCAUAGUUCAUGUCUUUUAAAGCCUCUGAUCCUAUCCUGUUUCUAUGUGAUUGUUUAUUGUCUCCUACAUGCUUUUACUUGGAAAAAAAAUACAAUCAGGUCCUAUGGAUAUUGUACAGCAGUGCUUCUUUCUACUUAAUUUUAAUGUCAUUGUUAAAGUGUUUAUAUGAAAAUAGUAUUUACUUCUCUGUGUGCUGAAUUUUUUUUUAUUAAAUAUACUCUAUGCAUUUGAAUUAUGUAUUGUAUCGUGAUGUCUUGCAUGUGCUUCACAUGUAUAUUAAUUUGGAUUGAGUGUACAUAAAUAAAGAUAAAUUGACUGAGUUACUCUGA
This is a messenger RNA of Clarias gariepinus (North African catfish), 3926 nucleotides long. It is a transcript of the gene nudt14, whose product is annotated as nudix (nucleoside diphosphate linked moiety X)-type motif 14. Gene Ontology annotation, biological process: ribose phosphate metabolic process; nucleoside phosphate metabolic process. NCBI's taxonomy places the organism in Eukaryota, Metazoa, Chordata, Actinopteri, Siluriformes, Clariidae. Bases 175 to 903 code for a protein of 242 amino acids. Gene Ontology annotation, molecular function: metal ion binding; UDP-sugar diphosphatase activity. The transcript has 5 exons. The record is from RefSeq and is a predicted model, not a curated record.